This is a messenger RNA of Penicilliopsis zonata CBS 506.65, 243 nucleotides long. RefSeq lists its product as hypothetical. Lineage: Eukaryota; Fungi; Ascomycota; Eurotiomycetes; Eurotiales; Aspergillaceae. Bases 1 to 243 code for a protein of 80 amino acids. The transcript has 2 exons. The record is from RefSeq and is a predicted model, not a curated record.
AUGGUCCAGAAUCUCCCCCCCUACACCCCCAUCAAAUCUCUCUCCCACGAGCUUGGGAUCAUGUUCGCCUUCAUCGCCGCCUGUCUUGCCGUGGUAGCCGUCUACGCGUAUUUCUGGCGAAUUGCACAGCAUCGCAACGCGGAGAAAGAACUCGCGCGCCGCAAGGAAUUACACGCCCGGGGCCUCCGUCGGGAGGGAUAUCCUGGGAGGACUCGGAACGAGAUCGGGGGUAUUAGUAUAUGA